Molecule: messenger RNA, 1887 nt
Organism: Monosiga brevicollis MX1
Lineage: Eukaryota; Choanoflagellata; Craspedida; Salpingoecidae
Exons: 3
Coding region: 1-1887 (628 amino acids)
Source: RefSeq, a predicted model, not a curated record
AUGGCCAUGGCACAACCGCAAAAGGAACCGACCAAAAGCGCCCCCGCCUUUGUGGCCGAUUGGGAUGCCAUCCUGACCGAUGGCCCUUGCAACGCGAGCGCGGACGUCGUUGGCCAUCCCGGCAUUGAGCCACCCUCCAAAAUGAUUGAUCCUCGAAAACGUCUCCUGGCGACCCGCGCCUCCCCAGCCUUGGACGCUGACCAUGACCCUGGCGCUCAUGAAGAUGCCAACGAUAAGACAAACGGCUCCUCUUCCUCCAACGAGGAUGGUUCCUCCAGCAGCAACGGCCUUGAAAACGAACAUGAGGACAGCAGCACCACCUCCAACGGCGAAACGGCCAGUACGUCAGAUACCACCACCACUUCUGGUGGUACCAAGUCAUCCAGUCAGAGCCUUUCCUCCUCCUCCACCAGCAAAAACGCCAUCACCCUGCCCAGCGGACGCAUCCUCCGUCGUCGCAACUCGGCCAGCUCCUCCUCCCACUUCACCUCGAGCAGCAACAGCUCCCGCAGUAACCGGCCCCCCACCAAGCGCUCCAAGCGAAGGCCCCGCGACGAAGGUACCAACCGCUCAUCCGAGGACCUCAAUGACGGAUCGCACUCAAGUGGCGAGAGCCCCCCCUCCCGCGAAGCCCGGGACGAAGGCUCCAUUCUCUCCUCCAAACCUACCAGCCAUGACAGCGUCUCCCACGAAUCAUAUGCCUUUCGCCGCCGCUUCAGCCACAAUACCGAUGUCAAUUCCGAAUGGUUGACCCUCAAGGCCACUGACGAACUCCUUCAAGAAUUUGCCCAGCACGGCCCCGGUCAAGAUCUCAACGCUUGCCUUGUUGAGCUCGAUGACAAGCAGAAAGCCCUCGAAGCCAUCAACACUGCUGGCACCGAUGCCGCUCGACGCAAGACGAGAAACCGCCUAGCAUCAGCCGUCUCCCGUGCUCGGAAGAAAGUCUUCCUUCACCGUUUGCGCAGUGAACUCUUGCAAUUGGCAGCCCGCUAUCAGGUCUCCACUAUCGAGUCACAGCAAUUUCGCUUGCAGUCGCUUCAAGCGCAACGCGAGCUUUGGGAUUUGAAACAGCCUGGCCAGCCCCCACCUCCAAACUUAUCAGACCAGGCUCUGCAGAUUCUCAGCCUCGAGCUACAACAGGCCCAGCAGCGCGUUCAAAACACGCCCAUGUUUGCCGCCGGCUCUCCGGUGCCGGCGCUCAAUUUCAUACAUCCACACAUGGUGCCGGGCGCUCAAGCUAUGGACGGCGUCAAUUUCAUGCCCAACCAAGGCAGCGGACUACCAUCCGGAUCGCGACAACCCCAAUCGGUCCCGGGACUUGCAGGUCCCAUGCCCACAGCCUCUGAAGCCAAUUCACAACUCGCCGAAGCCCAUGAGCUCUUGUCGCGAGCCGCCGACCUCAACCGCCUCUUGCAACAACACGCCUACCCAGACGUGUGGCGCACACUCAUGUCAGAAGAGCAGCAGCAGCAACAACAGCAGCAACGGCAACGACAACUCAGCGCAUCAAACAUGGAAGGCAUGUAUGUGGGCCCAAGUAAUCCCUCGGGUCUUGGGUUUGGCGCACAUUCCAACAUGGCCACCCCGAGCUUAUCGCAGGCUGCCGCUAUGGCAUCAGUGCUACCAGCCUCGACCGUGGCUGCCAAUGUUGCCACCUCCAUGUGGCCCGGGCCUGGCGUAGUGAUGCCUCAGGAUGUUACCACUUCCACGGCUUUGUAUUCCGACAUGGUUCCCUAUGGGCCUCUGUCUUUGAGCCACGCCGCCACCUACUCUGAUUUGAGUCGUGGAGCCGUGGGCCUCGAUGGAUACGGCAACUAUUCGGCCGCUCCACAGAUGAUGGACCAGAUGCUUUUGGAUGAGAUCACCAAACCCGUCAACAACGCCUAA